AUGGAAGGUGAAACAGCUGUAAUAUCAUCAACGAAUAUUGAUCAUAAAAAUGAUGUAUCAUCUCCAUUCAAUUCUAAAUAUCCUCAACAACAGCAACAACAAUCUCGACCUACAUCCACUAAUAUCCGUUCAAAUAUUGAAGAACGACAUACCCUACCAGAAAUACCUCAUAAUCCAUUAACUGCGACUGUUGCACAUGUUGUUUCAAGAGAACUUGGAGAAAAUUUUCUUAAAACUCCAAUACGUCCAGAAACUGUUAAAAAAUUAGUUGUAUCAGGAAAUGUUGAUGAUAUAACACAUCGUUUAUAUGUUCAACAUUUACGUGAAAUUCAAGCUAAACGAGAAUAUCAAUUACAAAAAAUCGGACAUGAUGAACAAUCAUUUUUAUUAGCUCAUAUUCAAGCACAUGAAGAUGAAGAUACUGAAGAAAAAGCACAUCUUACAAGUUUAUAUGUCGAUGAACAAACAUUAACAAGAGAUCAAGUCAUAUUACCACGAGAUUUUCUUAAUUAUAAUCUUCAAAGAUAUAUUAAACAACCAGCUAAAGAAGAAACAAAAUCAAAAGAGGCUAUAGAGAGUGUCAAACAAGUAAUUGAUGAUGAAAAAAAAUUGCCUAAACUUACUCAUCUAACUAAAAAGAAAACUUUAAAUACUUUAUGGAAAGAUCAAAUAAGUGUACCAGAAAGAGAUUUAAGUCGUGCUCGUUUAAAAAUGCUUGAUAAUCUAACUAAUUAUCAAAUAAAUCCACGAUUUGAUGGUAUUCGACAAAAUCAACUUAUUACAAUAGGACCUUCCUAUAAACCUCCAAAUCUAUUACCUGUAUUCGAAGCUGUUCCAUCGGAAAUUAUUUUUACUCAAUAUCGAGUUGGUGAUGUUCAUGAAACAACAUUAUGUUUACGAAAUUUAAGUAGUGUUGCACGUAGUUGUCGAAUUGUACCACCAAAAACACCAUAUUUUUGUGUUAGCCUUCCUCAAUAUCCAUCGGGUCAUUCACUUGUCGCUACUGGAUUAAGUGUUAUAUAUAAUAUUAAAUUUUCACCAGAUACAUUAGGUGUUUUUCAAGAUGAAAUUAUUGUACAAUGUUCAAAUGGAACAGAAUUUCCAGUUAAAUUAUUAGCUAAAAGACCACCACCAGUACUUACACUUCCAUCAUUGGUUGAUUGUGGUUAUUGGCUUGUUGGUGGACGUAAAAUGUGUGAAUUUAAAGUACGAAAUGAUGGUGGUGAAGGACGAUUUGCAAUUAUUCCAGCUGCAUCAUGGCCAUCAGUCAAUUUUAAGACUGUAGCUCGUAAUGAAACUGUUCAGUUACCACCAUUUGAAUUGGCUCCUCCAACACUUGAUCUUCGUCCAGGUGAUACGUUUUCAUUGCAUGUUUCAUUUAAUCCUCAUUUACCUGGUGAAUUUAUUGAAGAAUUUAUUAUGAUUUGUGAUAAUGGUGAAAUUUUACGAUAUAAAUUAAAAGGUGUAGGUCAAACAAUUCAAGUUCGUCUUGAAGAUAUAGAAGGUGGUGUUAUAGAUUUAAAUGAACUUGAAAUACGUGAUAUAUCAGCACAAUAUUCAAUUGGUUUUAUUUCAAUAAAUCCAUUUUCUUAUUGUCAAAAAAAAAUGACAAUCAAAAAUUUAACAAAUGUUGAAUUACCAUUUAUAUGGGCAUUACUUGAACCAGUACUUUAUACACGUGAAGAUUUUUCAAAACAAACACAACCAAUUGAAAUUGAAAGAAUCGUUUCUGAAACAUCACAAUUUCAUGUUGAACCUAGUCGAGGAAUAUUUCCACCAUUAACAACUGUAGAUUUUCGUCUUAUUUUUGCUCCAUCACAAAUUGGUAAUUUUCAUACAGUCUUCCAUUUAAUUGUACCAAAUGCUCCAACAUAUCCAACACCAUCACCAAGUGCAAAUCUUACUGGUAAUUUAAGUCACUUAGCUAAUGAACGAGCUCCUUCACCUGAUUUAUUACCUCGUAAUGCUGCAAGACCUUCAAUAAUUCCACCAACAAGUAUUCAAAUAGCUGAUUAUACAGUAUUACGAUUUGAAACACGUGGUACUUGUGAAAAUUUUAAAUAUAUAUUUGAUCCAUUUGCUAUUAUAUUUAUGGACAAAAUUUAUAAAAAUUUAGCAUAUAGAAAAGAUUUUCAAUUAACUAAUACAAGUAUUAGUCCAUUAAUGGUUAAUUGGGCAAAUAUGAUUGGUGAACAGAUUAUAAAUGUUGAACCAGUUGUUGCAGAAAUUCCUGCUGAUGCAACUUGUCAAUUUACAAUAAUUCUAACGGGAACAAAAGUUGGUCAAGCAAAAGUUGAAUUACCAUUUAAACUUGAUGGAAUUGAUGAUUAUGGAUAUUUACAUGUUGAAGCAGAUAUUAUUGGUCCUGACAUAGAAAUUGAUCCAAGUACACUUGAUUUUGGUUUAAUUGAAUAUGGAGAAAUAAUUGAAAAAAUUAUAAAAAUCAAAAAUUUAAGUCCAAUUAUUGCAAAAUGUCAAAUACAAGAAGUAAAUAAAGAUCAAUCUAAAUCUUUAAUAUCUCUACCAAAUGGUACUGAUUUCAUACUUAAACCUAUUGAAGUUUAUGAAAUGCCUAUUCGUUUAUUGGCUAAUGAAGAAGGUGCCUUAUUAGAACAUUUAGAAGUAAUCAUAGAAGAUGGCAAAACUAUACCUGUUGAAAUUACAGCAAUUAUUCAACGACCAAGUGCUUAUAUAUCACCAGUUGAACUUGAUAUUGGUGAAUCAUUUCUCAAUGUUCCAAUUGUUCGACAAAUUGAAUUACAAGCUAUUAAUGGAUUACCAACAUAUUUUCAAUGGGGCGAACCAACAUGCAUUGAUAAAAAUCAAUGUUUAAUUGAAAUAAAUCCUCGACAAGGAAUUCUUUAUCAUGGUAAACAAUAUUUUAUUGAUAUAAUAUUUAUUGCUCAACAAUGUGGAAUAUUAAAUGAUGAUUGGCAUAUACCUUGUUAUAUACAAAAUGCUGCACAACCAAUUUUUCUUAAAUUAAAUGCUGUAAUGAAAGAAAUGAAUGUAGAAUUUCGAUAUGAACAAAAUAUAUUUCAAUAUGAUGAACAGUUUACACUUGAUUUUGGUCGUGUUCCAUUAGGACAAAAAUCAUGUUUAGAAUUAGCUAUUACAAAUUUAACAGAUAUAGAAAGUGGAAUUAAAGCUAAAAUAGAAAAAUUUAAAACACGACCUCUUUCAGUUGCUAAUGGACGUAAAACACAAAAUUUUGAACCUAUUGAUUCAGAUAUUGGUAUUGAUGGUAUGGAUUCAAUAAAAGAAAUUCCUAUUCGAGUUCAUAUAACUGGUAAUCCAAUAAAAACAUAUUUAAGUACAAAUAAAAAUGAUAAAUCUUCAUCAUUACCUAUUGUACAAUUUGGUUCAAUGUUACAUAAUUCAUUACCAAUAAUAAAACAAGUUCAUAUGCAAAAUGUUUCACAUAUACCAAUACGUAUUGAUUGGGUUAUUUAUGAUAUAACUGAAGAUACAACCGAAAAUUCGAAACUUAUUGAACUUAUAUCAGUUAUUGAUAAUAAUCCAUUUGAUAGUUUUAUAAGUGACACAACUAUCACGGAAAAUAAUGAUGAGUUAAUGUCUCAAACAACAACAUCAACAAAAAUAGCUUCAAGAGGAAAUUCAGCUAUGUUAGCUCAUUCAUCGGUCAGUAUAAUUGAUGAUAAGCCAACACCAUUGAUUAAACUUUAUGUCAAACCAUAUCAAGGUAAACGAUCUCCUAAGACAAAUGCUAUUUAUUCAAUUUCAUCAACAACAAAAAUUGUUAAACCAAGAGAACAUUUUUAUCUUGAUAUAACUAUGACACCACGUAAUUGUCCAAGAAAAGAUUAUCCAAUGAAAUGUACUGCACGAAUUAUUGGUAUAUUAAGUGUUUCAGAAGAAAGACAAGGUUCACCAAGUCAAGGUUUUCAUCGACCUAUUUAUUAUGAACAUGAAGAACAAAUUGAAUUUGAAAUGCAUGCAUCACUUGAAAUGCCAUCAUUACGUGUUGAACUUAAUGAUGAUGAUUGUAAUGUUAAUGAAGUCGAAGCACUUUCAUUUGCUAUUCCUGUUGGUGAUAUAUUAUCAUUACAACCUAAUCUAUACAAUUGUACAAAACCGUCAUCAACAAAAUCAUCAUCAAGAGCAUCAGGAAAAUCAACAAGUUUAUCAAAUCGUAAUUGUCAUGAAAUAAUUUAUACACGUACAUUAAAUUUAUUAAAUACACGACAAUGUACAAUACCAUUUGAAUUAUCAAUAUCAGAUUCAUCAUUUCUUUCAGUACAACCAUCUACACUAACAAGUUUAACAUCACAAUCAAAAGUUAAUGUUCAAUGUCAUUUUCAUUUAUCAUCAGAUUUAAUUGAACGUUUUCGUUUAAUAAAUUUAAAUAAAAAUGAAUCAUUAUUAUCAAAAAUUGAUGAAACAAUAACAAUUGAACAUGGACGUCGUAUACAUUGGCAUGAACAAUUAUCUAUUAAAUUUAAACAAAAUGAAAUGGAACAAAUUAUACCAAUUGAUAUUCGUUUAUAUUUUCCAAUAUUAACUGUUAAUUGUGAUCAUAUUGAUUUUGGUACAUGUUUUCUUGAACAAACAAGACAAAAAGAAUUUAUUAUUAAAAAUUUAACUUGUUCAUCAUCAGCAUGGUCAAUACGAAAAGUUCACGCUAAUAGUCCUGAUACUUAUGAAGCAUUUCGAAUUGAACCAAAAUGUGGUAUAUUAACAACUCAAUUAAAUUCGAAAGAUAAAUCAGUUCAACAAGUCAUAUCAGUUUAUUUUACUGCUCGACAUAAUCAAACAUAUGAAUGUCAAUUAUCAAUUGAAGGUCUACUUGGAGAACCACCAAUGUCAAUAUUUUUAACAGGACAAGGUUCAUACGAUGGAAAAUAUGAAGCAAUUCUUGAUAUUUAA
Molecule: messenger RNA, 4887 nt
Organism: Rotaria sordida
Lineage: Eukaryota; Metazoa; Rotifera; Eurotatoria; Philodinida; Philodinidae
Source: the annotation of a GenBank genome assembly